Molecule: messenger RNA, 515 nt
Organism: Meloidogyne enterolobii
Lineage: Eukaryota; Metazoa; Nematoda; Chromadorea; Rhabditida; Meloidogynidae
Source: the annotation of a GenBank genome assembly
AUGUUAAAAUUAAAUAGAUUAUUUAAUUCUUAUUUUUGUAGACAAUCUAAUUUUAGAGCUUUAACUUUUUGUUUUGUUAAAUUUUCUAGUUAUAAUAGAAAUUCGUCUUCUUUUGAGUUAAUUGAAUCUAGUAAUGAAGUUAUAAAUCAAGCAAAUGUUGGUAUAAAAUAUAAAGGGUCAAUAGAAGCUUGUUUAAUUCAAGAAGAAUUACAGCUUGGAGAAAAUAAUAUAAUUCAAAUUUCAUUAAUACAAGGGAAAUCUGGCAAAAGAACAAUUAGUUUUGCAAGAAUGUUUAAAACAGAAAAUUCUGAAUGGAAAUAUUUACGUUUACCUAAUUUAUUGAUGCCGACUGAUGCUUACAAAUUUGUUAGAGCUUUGGAUAGAAUUAUUAUUGCUUGUAAUGGGGAAAAGGUUUUUGAUGAAUUUAGUAAGGUUUUUUGGGGAAUAAAAAAUAUAAAAAGUUUUUUUCUGAAACUGGGUAAUACCAAGGCUGCCCCCCCCCCUUUUUUAUAAUA